Limulus polyphemus (Atlantic horseshoe crab) is the source of this 4216-nucleotide messenger RNA. RefSeq names its product nuclear valosin-containing protein-like. The record is from RefSeq and is a predicted model, not a curated record. The coding region runs from base 79 to 4107 and encodes 1342 amino acids. Gene Ontology annotation, cellular component: proteasome regulatory particle, base subcomplex. The transcript has 30 exons. Lineage: Eukaryota; Metazoa; Arthropoda; Merostomata; Xiphosura; Limulidae. Gene Ontology annotation, molecular function: ATP binding; ATP hydrolysis activity; proteasome-activating activity. Gene Ontology annotation, biological process: proteasome-mediated ubiquitin-dependent protein catabolic process.
CUGAAGUACCUCUGUAGUCUAAAACGUGCCAGAAGAGUAGGUAACUAAGGAAACAGACUAAAAUUAUUUUAUUUCGUCAUGGAAUUCAUUCCCUUAACCAAGAAAAAUCAUAAGAGAAAAUCAUUAGAAGAAAAUACAAAUGAAUCGCAUAAACGGAAAAAGAAAACAAGAUAUCAGCGUUUAAAUUUUGUUUGGGAUCCACGAUUGAUUCCUCGUGUUAAACAGUUUCUUGAAAAUAAGACACACAAAACACCAGUUGAUGUUGAAUUUGUUGCAGAUGAACUUCAACAAGUGUAUCCAGAGUAUAGGAGAAAAAAAAGAAAUGCAUUCAGAUUGGAAGUAUCAAAAGCUCUUAAAAGUCUACAGAAAUCUUCAGGAGUCAUGGAUGAUGAAAGAGGUGGCAGUGGAAAUCAGGAAGAAAAUUGUAAUUUUUCUGAUGAUAGUGAAAACUAUUCUCCUUAUGAAGACACCAAUAUGGUAAACACUUCAAUGCGAGACUUAUAUAAAAAGUCUAGUGCAAAACAAAUAGAAAACUUAAAAUCUGAGAGUUUUGUUGAGGUAUCCAAAACUGUGAAGGAAACUAUUGUAACUUCUGCACCUGCUUCCAAAAACAUAAGCCAAAUAAGAAAUACCAAUGAUGGUAGGAAUAACAAAGCUGUACCAUCCAUUAAAGAGCAAUCUAAUCAAACUAAACUGAAGACUGAAAAUAACUUGAAAACUCCAUCAGAGAAGAGAAAAGAUGGCAAGAAAAAAGACAUCCCCUUAUUAGAGUCAUCUGUUAAAUUUGCAGAUAUAGGUGGUGCAGAAAAAACUUUACAUGAUAUCUGUCAACUUCUAGUACACAUGAAACAUCCAGAAGUGUAUGAGCAAUUGGGUGUUAUUCCUCCAAGAGGGUUUCUUCUUCAUGGACCCCCAGGAUGUGGGAAAACCCUGCUAGGCCAUGCCAUUGCAGGGGAGCUGGGUCUUCCUUUCAUAAAGAUAGCUGCAACAGAAAUAGUGUCAGGAGUUUCAGGUGAAUCAGAGGAAACAAUUCGAGAUCUGUUUGAAAAAGCAGUAAAUAGUGCUCCUUGUAUUCUUUUUAUUGAUGAAAUUGAUGCUGUCACUCCCAAGAGAGAAAAUGCUCAGAGAGAGAUGGAAAAGAGGAUAGUUGCACAACUUCUGACAUGCAUGGAUGAGCUUAACCAGAAAGACACUACAAUACAAGUUUUGGUAAUUGGUGCUACAAACCGUCCUGAUUCCCUUGAUCCUGCAUUACGUCGUGCUGGGCGAUUUGAUCGAGAAAUUUGUUUGGGUAUUCCUGAUGAGGCUGCAAGAAGCAGAAUACUUAAAGUCUUAUGCAGAAACUUGAAACUUCAUUCUUCUGUUGAUUUCAACUUGUUGGCUAAAAUGACACCAGGAUGUGUUGGAGCUGACUUGAUGGCUUUGACACGAGAAGCAGCAAUUUGUGCCAUUAACAGGGUAUUCAGUGCCUUACAAGAACCCACCAAGCUGGACACAAAAUUUAAAUCCAGUGUCCAGGAACUUCAGGUUGCAUUGUCUGAAGAACAUCUUUCUAAUGGAAAAACAAUUGUACAGACCAUUUCAGAUAAACAGCUUAGACCAAAGUUAGAUAUCUCUACACCAAAUUCUAUUUCUAAAGAAAAGCUUGAAGAAGCAUUGAAAUGGCUUCAAGAUCAGCCUCCUUUAUCAACAGAACAACUUCAAGAACUUUAUAUAGAGAUGGUUGAUUUUCAGGAAGCUGUAACUGUUGUUCAACCAUCAGCAAAACGAGAAGGAUUUGCCACUGUACCAGAUGUUACAUGGGAUGAUAUUGGAGCCCUUCAAGGUGUGAGGGAGGAACUACAGCUGGCAAUAUUAGCUCCAAUUAGACACAGAGAAAGAUUUGAAUCAUUAGGACUAACAACCUCAACAGGAAUACUGCUAUGUGGACCACCUGGAUGUGGAAAGACAUUACUGGCAAAGGCUAUUGCCAAUGAAUCGGGGAUAAAUUUCAUCUCGGUGAAAGGACCUGAACUACUGAACAUGUAUGUAGGGGAGAGUGAACGAGCAGUUCGACAGUGUUUCCAGCGAGCCCGAAAUUCUGUUCCUUGUGUGAUAUUUUUUGAUGAACUUGAUGCGUUGUGUCCAAGGCGUACAGAUUCUGCAGAGAGUGGAUCUAGUGCUCGGGUAGUAAACCAGCUGCUAACAGAAAUGGAUGGGCUGGAGGCCAGAAAACAAGUUUUUGUUGUGGGAGCAACUAAUAGGCCAGAUAUUAUUGAUCGUGCAAUGCUUCGCCCUGGGCGUUUGGACAAGUUAUUAUUUGUGGGACUGCCAACACCUGAAGAUCGUGUGGACAUUUUAAGGACUAUAACAAAGAAUGGUAAAAAACCUUGCCUUGCUAGUGAUGUUGAUUUGAAAGCUAUUGGAAAUGAUUCUCGGUGUGAAGGAUUCACAGGUGCAGAUUUAGCAGCUUUAGUAAGGGAAGCAUCGGUAGCUGCUUUAAAGGAAUCAUUGCCAAGUUUCUCAUUAAAGAAUGAAGAAGUUGAGAAAGACCAGGAAGAAAUAAAGGUUUUUAACAAACACUUUCAAACUGGCUUUUUGAAAGUAAAAGCUUCAGUGUCUUUGAAGGAUCAGAGAGUAUAUGACAAGAUCAGACAAACAACUUUAAUGAAAGUAACUUCACAAGGCGUUACCCUAGGAGAGAAAUCAGCCUCAGUUAAUCAGCCACUGAUAGAGAACCUGAGAAUAACUAAAGUCAACAAUGUGCCAGAUUUAGAAGGUUCUUUCUCUCUUAAGAGUGAUGAAGAAAAGAUGCCUACAACAUCUUUACUAGUUAAUUUUUUUUUUUCUAUUUUAAUAAAGGACAAGAGAAGAAAGUAUGAACCACCAGUACCCACCAGAGUGGGAAAGAAGAAGAGAAAAACCAAGGGUCCAGAAGCUGCUAGCAAAUUACCCCUAGUAACCCCUCAUACAAGAUGUAGGUUAAAACUUCUCAAGUUGGAGAGAAUUAAAGACUACCUUCUCAUGGAAGAAGAGUUUCUCAGGAAUCAAGAAAGAUUAAAACCACAGGAAGAAAAACAUGAGGAGGAACGUUCCAAGGUGGAUGAUCUCAGAGGUACACCGAUGUCAGUAGGAAACCUAGAGGAAAUCAUAGAUGACAACCAUGCUAUUGUGUCGACAUCUGUGGGGAGUGAACACUAUGUUAGUAUACUUUCUUUUGUUGAUAAGGAUCAACUAGAACCUGGAUGUUCUGUACUUCUAAAUCACAAGGUUCAUGCAGUUGUUGGAGUUUUAUCAGAUGACACAGAUCCUAUGGUGACUGUCAUGAAACUGGAGAAAGCUCCACAGGAAACAUAUGCUGACAUUGGAGGUCUAGAUCAACAGAUCCAAGAAAUCAAGGAAUCAGUGGAACUGCCUCUUACUCAUCCGGAAUACUAUGAGGAAAUGGGCAUUAAACCUCCAAAAGGAGUUAUUUUGUACGGUGCACCAGGGACAGGAAAAACCCUCUUAGCAAAAGCUGUGGCUAACCAGACUUCAGCAACUUUUCUUCGUGUUGUGGGUUCUGAACUCAUUCAAAAGUACCUUGGAGAUGGACCCAAAUUGGUCAGAGAAUUGUUUCGUGUUGCAGAAGAACAUGCUCCAGCUAUUGUGUUUAUUGAUGAAAUUGAUGCUGUUGGUACAAAAAGAUAUGAUUCAAAUUCUGGUGGUGAAAGAGAAAUUCAGAGAACUAUGCUGGAACUUCUGAAUCAGCUGGAUGGAUUUGAUUCUCGAGGGGAUGUUAAGGUUAUCAUGGCAACAAAUCGAAUUGAAACAUUAGAUCCAGCUCUCAUAAGACCUGGUCGAAUUGACAGAAAAAUUGAAUUCCCACUUCCUGAUGAAAAAACUAAAAGGAGAAUUUUUAUGAUUCAUUCAGCACGUAUGACUUUAGCUGAGGAUGUUAACAUUGAUGACCUGGUCAUGGCAAAAGAUGAUCUGUCAGGGGCAGACAUCAAGGCUAUUUGCACUGAAGCUGGUUUAAUGGCACUUCGAGAGAGAAGGAUGAAGGUAACAAAUGAGGAUUUUAGAAAAUCUAAAGAGAAUGUCUUAUAUCGUAAGAAUGAAGGCACUCCAGAAGGACUGUAUUUAUAAAUCUUUAUAAGAAGGAUAAGAGUUAAUGAUUACUAAAUAUUUCAAUGUUGUUGAAAUUGUAGUUUCACAUAUUUCUAUCUCUUCAUGUAGGUUGAAAUAAAUGUUUCUA